Ectocarpus siliculosus is the source of this 942-nucleotide messenger RNA. Lineage: Eukaryota; Phaeophyceae; Ectocarpales; Ectocarpaceae. The record is from the annotation of a GenBank genome assembly.
AUGUACGUGUGUGUAUCUAUUUGCUGCACAAUACACAUACUAAUAGACGACAGAGACGAAGACGAGGAGGGCGAUGACUACGAGCUGGACUAUGCGAGCUUGAACGCCAAUCCCGAGCUCCUGCGCAUGCUUGGCGCCAGCGAGAGAGUCAUUGCCGCCAAAGAAGCAGAAGUGUCUGCCAUCGUUUCGACAUGGGCGCCACCCCCAGAGCCCGGCCUGGAGAACAGUACCACCAUCAUCGCAGACUCAGCCGCAGUUGUGCUAGGAAGUGGCAAGGCGCCGUGCGGUAGUGGUGUAGCCCGAGUGUCCAAACUUGUUGGUGGCUUCGACCAAGACGCCGCAGCCGCUGCUGCUACAGCGCAGGAAGCUCCAGGUUGGAAGGUCAGUUCCAAAGACGAAUCGUGGGACGAGGCAUCAGCCAAUCGACAUGCGUGGUGGGAGUCUGGCUCGGAAGACGAGGAGUAUGAGAUGAUGUCAGCUAUGUCGCCCAAUCUACAGGCGGUCCUGGGCCUACGCAGGCCAUCAGGAACAGACACCGCGAACGCAGAGCAGGGCGACAACAAGAACGAAUGGCACCCCCCAUCGUUCGCCGGCCUCAGCAACAGCAGGCGCGUCACGGUGCUAAGGCCGCUUGUUGUUGGCCACGGCAAGAUGUUUGACGUGGAGUACAGGAACAGAGGGCAGCAGGAGGAAGAGGAAGGGGAAGACGGGGAUGGGGACGAUGACUUGUCGGAAGGAGAAGGGUGGGACUACCAAGGUAUAACCUUCAAAGCGAUUCGCCGUACAUGUCAAAAGACGACUACGAUUCGUACGUGCGGGAGUGGAGCACCAACGUAUCUCCGAACCUCGCGAGGACUAUGGGAUGCCCAAGCUCGGUGGAACAGAAAGCGAAGGCGCUGUCGAAACAAUUAUCUUGGGAAACUCCGGCGUCGUUUGGUCUGA